AUGGAGCCUCCCAAGCCAGAGCUUGCCGACGAAGGUCACGCUAGCGGACAAGAGUCUUUAUUAGGUGAUGAUUUUGAUGAUACCAACCACAUGAUGAUGUCCAGCACAUCCCCUCAGGGUGGUUAUGAAGUUGGUAUCGAAGGUGAUGUUGAGCCAAACUCUGUCACUCCUAAUAGUUCUCUACUGUCUCUGGCCAAACCCCCUGUUGAAUCAACGUUGGGACUUGAAGUUCAAUUAGAUUCGAAUGAAGUUAAGGCAUCAAUGGUUGAGGGUGAAACAGCAUUGAGUGAGGCACCGGAAUUGGCCAGUAUUGAUGAUUCCGUUAUUCCAAAAGAUGCUGGUGAAAUUGAAAUUUCAAAGAAUAAUUUUCAGAAGGAUCCUGUUGCUACAACCAUAGAACCUGAAAAUGACCAGCUUGCAACAGAUAAAGAAGCAGAAACACAAGAUGUAAAUGAAAUGGACUUCAAGGAGCCUGUAGUAGCAACAAACCUGGAAAUUACUCCAGAAGAAGAACUAGCCACACAAGAUAAGGCAGAAGUUGAUAAGGAUGUUAAUGCUUUGGACGAACUUCCGGGUCCUCCAAUUGAUAGUGUACCUUCCGAGGAUGCUCAAUUAGACAUGGAAGUUGAUGACCCAAAAACACUUAAAAAUCCGACAGAAGAAGCAAGUGAAGAAGCUGCCUCAAUCAAAGAUGAUGACUCUACCGUCCCAACAGCCCCACCAAUAGAAGAAGAGUUUACUGAUUUUACGGCUGAUAAUAUGGAAAUAGAUUUACCCAUUAUGCCUUCAUCCAAAUCCGAAGAUGCUGAUUUUUUGGCUCCCACAACUGAGUCUGAAAAAGCCGGAGCUGAUGUUAGUAAUGACAUGCCAAUAUCGGAUAAUGCAGAACCUAUUAUUAAGAAUGGCAUAUCCGAAACUUCGGCUAUCGCUGAUACUCCUCUGGAGAUGAGGCCAACUGAAGAUGAUAAUGACUCGGAUGAUGAGGCAGAAAUCGAGGAAGAAGAAGAUGAGGAAGAUGAUGAUGAGGAAGAUGAUGAUGAUGACGAUGAAGGGGAGGCCGAUGAUAAUGACUUGGACGAUACCGAAAAUGGUGUGGCCAAUGAUGAUAUUGUUGAUGAUACAUUAAAGUCUAAAAAGAUUAAGAGGAAGGAAUCAAAAAAGGCUAAGAAACUUCUCAAGAAGAAAUCUUCCGUUGUGUCUAUCAAGACUGAACUUAAGACGAAUGAAUCAACUCCUGUUGGAUUUGCUGAUAAACUUGAUGACGAAUCUUUCUUGGACGAUGCAGUUGUUCAAAAAGAAGAGAACCAGGAACCAUUUGUGGAUGAUAUGAUGAUAGAUGUGAAUGACGUUGAACGUGAACAAAAAGUUUCACAGGAAAUGGCUGAAGCAGAACUUGAAAUGAAGAAAGUAAAGUCAGAGGCAGGGAGACAAACGCAUACUAUUGUAUUACCUUCUUAUACCAUAUGGUUUGAUAUGAAGAAGAUCCAUAACGUUGAAAAGGAAUCUUUACCUGAAUUCUUUAACUCAUCACACCCUUCAAAAUCCCCCAAGAUUUAUCUUAAUUACAGAAACUUCAUGAUUAAUUCUUAUAGGAUAAACCCCAACGAGUAUAUCACGUUGACUUCUUGUCGUCGUAAUCUUGUUGGAGAUGUUGGCACAUUAAUGAGAGUUUACCGUUUCCUCAAUAAGUGGGGUUUGAUUAAUUAUCAAGUCAAGCCACAUUUCAAACCUGCUUAUGCAAUAGAGAGACAUCCUAAUGGACAACUGAUAGGGUUACCAUAUACCGGAGAUUAUCACGUCACCUAUGAUUCCCCCAGAGGGUUAUUUCCCUUUGAAACUUAUAAAGUGAAUCCUGAAAAAAUUAAUAUUGAAAAAUUGAAAACUAUUGUGAAUGGACCACCUACGGCAUCAAAUCAACAACCAGAUCGUAUUAAGGAAACUCCUGACCAGCAAAAACAGCAAAUAGAGGAUAGCGAUGCCUUCAAUAAACGGUCGUACCCUGGAAAGGCAGCCACUGACAAUGGUCCAUCACUGAAGAAGAUUCGCUUGGAAGAAGGUGAAAUACUUGGAAAAUCGUCUAUUCCUUGGACCAAUGAACAAUUUGACCAAUUGGUCAAAGGUGUAAAGGAGUAUCAAGGUGAUUGGUAUAAGAUUGCCAAGUCAGUGGAUGGAAAUAAGACUCCUGCUGAGUGUAUACUAAAGUUUUUGCAAUUACCCAUUGAAGAUUUGUUUAAUCCUGUCAAGAGUAAUGAGCUUUUGGAUUUGCUUAAAUUGGCACCCAAUUUCCCCGUGAGUUCAGUUGAUAAUCCUGUCAUGAGUAGUUUGGUUUUUAUGACUCAAUUAGUUGAUCCAGAAGUUGCACAUGCUGCCACCGAAGGUGCUCGUAAAGUUAUGGAUGAGAAACUCAAGGAGAAAUUAGAAUCGUUGAAAGUUGGAGGAAGCAAAGCAAAGAGCGAUAGAGAACAAGAACAAGAACAAGACUUAAAAGAAAACAAGAAACAAGAAGUUGAAGAAGCUUCUCAGAUAAAAUCUGAAACUAAAGAGUCUGAUAAUGAUGAGGACAUGAAAAUUGAUGUUGAAGAUGAAAAUAAUAAUGAUAGCAAAAAGGAAACUGAUUCAGCAUCUCCGGGAGAUGCACUUGGACAAGCAUCCGGUGCUACCUUUGGUAUUGUUGGAGCCCGGGCACAUUUAUUUGCUAAUUUUGAAGAGAGAGAGAUGUCCAAGAUCGGGAAUACGUUAGUCAACCAGCAAUUGUCCAAGAUUGACUUGAAGUUGAGCAAAGUAAGAGAGUUAGAACAGAUUUACGAGAAGGAACGUAACAAUUUGGCAAGACAACAAGAAGCUUUAUUUCUUGAUAGACUUAAUUUAACCAAAUCAACAUUGGCUAUUACUGAGAAAUUGAACACUGCUGCUUCCAAGAUUCAAACCAUGUUACAAGCUAAGGAAUCGGGUGGUGAAGGAGUUCAAGGAGGAUCUGUUGAUGCUUCUGGUGAGCUUGAUGAGACAUACAACCUUUUGAACCAGGUCAACUCAUUGCUUUACAAACCAUUGGAGCUUCUGAUUACUAGAGAGAAAUCGUCUGUUAAUGGUUCUGUGAAGGAUAAUACCAGCAACGGACAGAAUGGUACUCCUAAUUCAGCCACUGGUUUAGGAUCUGCUUCUGCUUCAACCACUAAAUUGAAUGAAUUGAAUUCCGCCAAUGAUAUCAAGCCUUUAUCUAUCCAGAUGCCACAAACGUUUAAAGUGUGGGUCCCUUGA
Messenger RNA from Lizanozyma spartinae, 3258 nucleotides. RefSeq lists its product as uncharacterized. Gene Ontology annotation, molecular function: DNA binding; histone binding. Bases 1 to 3258 code for a protein of 1085 amino acids. The transcript has a single exon. NCBI's taxonomy places the organism in Eukaryota, Fungi, Ascomycota, Pichiomycetes, Serinales, Debaryomycetaceae. Gene Ontology annotation, biological process: positive regulation of DNA-templated transcription. Gene Ontology annotation, cellular component: SWI/SNF complex. The record is from RefSeq and is a predicted model, not a curated record.